Molecule: messenger RNA, 2373 nt
Organism: Drosophila serrata
Lineage: Eukaryota; Metazoa; Arthropoda; Insecta; Diptera; Drosophilidae
Gene: Mco3
Product: Multicopper oxidase 3
Biological process (GO): iron ion transport
Cellular component (GO): plasma membrane
Molecular function (GO): oxidoreductase activity; copper ion binding
Source: RefSeq, a predicted model, not a curated record
UAUAAUUUAUUUGUUAUUAUUCAUAUUUCUUUGAAAUUAUAACAGGGAAACAAUAUUAUGUUUACCUUAAUAUUCCAAUUAAAAGUAGUUCGUUUUUUAUGACUGCUUAAGCGUUCCAUUUACCAUUACGUUCCCGAUCGUUUCGAUAUUAUCAAAUUCUGGUCAGCUUUUAUGACCACUACGUGCGGCGCAUGCGCAAAGGUCUGGGUCGCCCUUUUGGCCAAAAACUUUCUUCGCCGGCUGCCCGCCAACCAAGUGGCCAGUUGUCCGUUGCGGUUCGCGAUGUCCAAACGCGAAAGUAAAAGUCUUUCCAGCCCUUGGCUAUUGGUGCUAUUGAUUGGGCUUAGCCUUGUCCGGAUUCAUGCCGAGUCCUUAAGUGAGCCUUCUCCAGAGGUUAAAUUCGAUUGGCCUUCGUUUCCCUGGUCACGCAAUAAAACCACUAAGGGAAAACCCUCUUCCUCCUUGUAUUUGGAUAUGAAGAACGACUACAGCCAAAUGGAGUUGGCCAACUUUGGGGACUUUGAUCGCCAUCCCUGCCGCAGAGUCUGUCAGCAAGGUCAGACUCAGAGCUGCUACUACCAACUGGUGGUUCACAAUUACCAGAGACUUGGACCGGAGUGCCAAAGGUGUCAGUAUGACGAAAGAGCUUGUGCCGCGGAGCAUUGCAUCUUCGGAGAUGGUGUGUCAAAUCCUGUGAUGGCUGUGAAUCGAAUGGUGCCAGGACCUCCCAUAGAGCUCUGCGAGAACGACACAGUGGUUGUGGAUAUCCUUAAUUAUUUGGGUGAACCCACCUCGAUGCAUUGGCAUGGUGUCGGCCUGAAGCGAUCGCCCGAAAUGGACGGAGCACCGUUUAUCACUCAAUAUCCCCUGCAACCGGGAGAAGUGCAACGCUACGAGUUCCAGGUGGAUCGCAGUGGUUCGUUGUGGUACCACAGUCAUGCGGGCUGGCAGCGCGGCUUUGGAGUGGCUGGAGCUCUUAUAGUUCGACAGACACGCCAGGAGAAUCAGCAUGCCCAGCUCUAUGACUACGAUCUGGUGGAGCACACCCUAAUGGUGCAGGAUAUUUUCUAUGAGAGGAAUCUCCAGGAUGUUCGGAAUAUCCUGAUAAACGGCAAGGGACGCAAUCAUCUAAGCCAGUUGCCGGAUAACGAUAAUCGUCAUCGCUACGAGAGGCUUCGGGUUACUCCUGGCUACCGCUACAGGAUGAGGGUAAUCCUCAAUGGCAUCACCAAUUGUCCCGUGGAAUUCUCCAUCGAGCAGCACAAGCUCCUGAUCAUCAGCACCGAUGGUAAUGAUAUAGAACCAGUGCUGGCAGAUGGUUUCUUCCUCACCUCUGCCGAGCGUUUCGAUUUCGUUCUGGAGGCCAAUCAGUAUGUCAAGAACUAUUGGAUCCGAAUCCGGGGCUAUGAAAUGUGCGAGGGUCGCAAUCUCUAUCAGGGUGCAGUGCUCAGCUAUCGAGGAUCGGCUCGCACUGAGCUGCCACAGGGUAGCAUAUUGGAUAACCCAAGGGGCAGGACCUCUGAUGAAGAUCUCGUUCUGGUCAACGAUUACCGCUAUGCCUCCGCCAAUGCCUCGGUCUCCUCAACCCUGCGUCAAUCCCUGGACAAGGAUAACAACGUGGGAACGGUGGCCUUGAAAUCCCUAGAGCCGGUUCCUUGGUCUCGUUACACCAAGUUCCUCACCUAUUACUCCAGCUUUGGUUUUCAAAUGGCUCAGAAUGGAGAGAUGCUCUUCCAGAUCGACGAUAUUUCGUUUAAUUUGCCAGCAAUAUCCUUGCUACAGGGCAGACAUCUUUACCAGGACGAUGAUUACUUCUGCAACAAAAGCUCUCUAGCUGCCGAGGGACGAAGAUGCGAAAGGGAGCUCUGUGAGUGUGUGAAUGUCAUUCGAAUGCCAGCUUAUCGUCCUGUGGAAAUGGUGGUGGCCAACUACAUGGAGAGCACACAUCCGUUUCACUUCCAUGGCUACACCUUCCGACUGAUCGGACAAGCAGUCCUGGGAAAUCUCAACGAUCUGCGGAAUAUACGAGAACUCGAUCGUAGGGGUCGCUUAGCUCGAUUAUCGGACGACAGCGCUGCCGUGGCCAAGGAUACGGUCCAGAUUCCAGGCCUGGGCUACAUUAUUGUUCGCUUUAUUACAAGUAAUCCCGGUUUUUGGCUAUAUCAUUGCCAUAUUGAGGCUCAUGCUAUGCAGGGUAUGGCGGCAGUUCUAAAAGUUGGCGAAGAUCAUCAGAUGAAAACUAUUCCAGCCCGAGUGCGUUGUUAAUUUAACCUUAAAACGGGUUUUGGCUAAAGAAACACUUAUUUUCAAUACUUUUGUUAGCAAUAUUUAUUAAGGCCAUUUUGCCAAUUAAUAUUAAUUGUUUAUGAUAAA